Miscanthus lutarioriparius is the source of this 807-nucleotide messenger RNA. The record is from the annotation of a GenBank genome assembly. NCBI's taxonomy places the organism in Eukaryota, Viridiplantae, Streptophyta, Magnoliopsida, Poales, Poaceae.
AUGGCGUCGACGAUCAUGGCCGCCACCUCCCGCGUCGUCGCGGCCAAGACGCCGUUCCUCGGCCAGGGCCGCGCUGCCGCCAAUGCCAGCCCCCUCCGCGACGUCGCCGCCGCCGCCAGCGGCCGGAUCACCAUGGGCAACGACCUGUGGUACGGCCCGGACCGUGUCAAGUACCUGGGCCCCUUCUCCGCGCAGACGCCGUCGUACCUCACCGGCGAGUUCCCCGGCGACUACGGGUGGGACACCGCCGGGCUGUCGGCGGACCCGGAGGCGUUCGCGCGGAACAGGGCGCUGGAGGUGAUCCAUGGGCGGUGGGCGAUGCUGGGUGCGCUGGGCUGCAUCACCCCGGAGGUCCUCGAGAAGUGGGUGCGCGUGGACUUCAAGGAGCCCGUGUGGUUCAAGGCCGGCGCGCAGAUCUUCUCCGAGGGCGGGCUGGACUACCUCGGCAACCCCAACCUGGUGCACGCGCAGAGCAUCCUCGCCGUGCUGGGGUUCCAGGUCAUCCUCAUGGGCCUGGUCGAGGGCUUCCGCAUCAACGGCCUCGACGGCGUCGGCGAGGGCAACAACCUCUACCCCGGCGGCCAGUACUUCGACCCGCUGGGCCUCGCCGACGACCCCGUCACCUUCGCCGAGCUCAAGGUCAAGGAGAUCAAGAACGGCCGCCUCGCCAUGUUCUCUAUGUUCGGCUUCUUCGUCCAGGCCAUCGUCACCGGCAAGGGGCCCCUCGAGAACCUGCUCGACCACCUCGACGACCCCGUCGCCAACAACGCCUGGGUCUACGCCACCAAGUUCGCGCCAGGGUCUUAA